UUCUUGACCUUCCCUUUCAAUUGGCCGGAAUCAGUCUGUCGUGUAGCUGCAAGCUACAUUCUUCCAAAAGUAGUAGAAAAAUGCUAUUAUCUCCGCUGUAAAUGGUAUUGCCAACGAGGUAUUUACCAAAGUGUACAUAUAAAGUCGUCUUUUUACGGGAACAAUGGUGAAGUACUUUGCCUGUGUGGGUCUUCUGAAAAGUUCCUGGGACCAAGUCUGUAUUGCUUUCUGGGAGCGAUACCCCAACCCCUACAGUAACCAUGUCCUAACGGAGGACAUCAUCUUCAGGGAUGUAACUCCCGGUAACCGUCUGGUCUCUAGGCGACUGCUGACCAAAACUAACCGCGCCCCGCGCUGGAUGGAGAAGUACCUGCCGGUUACCAUGGCCAGGCACGCCUACAUCAUCGAGGAUUCCAUCGUGGACCCCCAGAACAGAACCAUGACAACGAUGACUUGGAACAUCAGCCACGCACGAAUGAUGUCUGUGGAGGAGCGUUGUGAGUACAGAAUUAACCCUGACAACACCAGCUGGACGGAGGUUAACAGAGAGGCCUGGAUCUCGUCUAACCUCUACGGGCUCUCCAGAGCUAUACAGGAAUUCGGCCAUGCCCGGUUCAAGACCAGUGUUGCAAAGACCAUGAAAGGGUUUGAAUACGUCCUGGCCAAAAUGCAAGGUGAUACCCCCUCCAGGACCCUGGCUGAGCAUGCUGCAGAGAGGGCCAGGGAGACGGCUCUGGUAGCUAAAGAGAAAGCCAAAGGCCUGGCCUCACAGGCUCACAAGAAACAACAGUAUGUCUGAGCUGCCAGUGUAGGGUGAAGUUUCCCCUAGAUGCUGAUAAGGUUAGGAUUGGGGCAGGGGAAGCUGAUCCUAAAUGUCUUCCAAGAAACUUUAUCCUGGAGCCCGAGGUGCCAGUGGGAGGAAGUAGACAUUGGCCCCUGUCAGACCUGCCUGGAUUCAAAGACUAUUCAAGAAUAAUUUCAACUACUUUAUCUGGGAUCGAUUUUAAGUGUGCCUGGAACCAAUAGAAUGCUGAAAACCCCUGCUCAUCUGGCACUCACGGCAGGCUCAAGCAAUUACAAAAACAAAAACAAACAAAAAAUGUUGAAAAGUAUUUGAUCCCAGAUCUGUUUGGCACAAACUGCUGGACCAGAGUCAGAUCUUAUUUACCUAAUGAUUACAUUUGGAGGUAGGGGAAUCUGAUCCCAGAUCUGUUUGGUCCUAACUGCUGGACCAGAGUCAGAUCUUAUUUACCUAAUGAUUACAUUUGGAGGUAGGGGAAUCUGAUCCCAGAUCUGUUUGGUCCUAACUGCUGGACCAGAGUCAGAUCUUAUUUACCUAAUGAUUACAUUUGGAGGUAGGGGAAUCUGAUCCCAGAUCUGUUUGGUCCUAACUGCUGGACCAGAGUCAGAUCUUAUUUACCUAAUGAUUACAUUUGGAGGUAGGGGAAUCUGAUCCCAGAUCUGUUUGGCCCAAACUGCUGGACCAGAGUCAGAUCUUAUUUACCUAAUGAUUACAUUUGGAGGUAGGGGAAUCUGAUCCCAGAUCUGUUUGGUCCUAACUGCUGGACCAGAGUCCGAUCUUAUUUACCUAAUGAUUACAUUUGGAGGUAGGGGAAUCUGAUCCCAGAUCUGU
Molecule: messenger RNA, 1633 nt
Organism: Oncorhynchus nerka (sockeye salmon)
Lineage: Eukaryota; Metazoa; Chordata; Actinopteri; Salmoniformes; Salmonidae
Gene: prelid1a
Product: PRELI domain containing 1a
Exons: 6
Coding region: 164-799 (211 amino acids)
Biological process (GO): phospholipid transport
Cellular component (GO): mitochondrial intermembrane space
Molecular function (GO): phosphatidic acid transfer activity
Source: RefSeq, a predicted model, not a curated record